This is a messenger RNA of Paramecium tetraurelia, 2395 nucleotides long. RefSeq lists its product as uncharacterized. NCBI's taxonomy places the organism in Eukaryota, Ciliophora, Oligohymenophorea, Peniculida, Parameciidae. The transcript is spliced from 6 exons. The record is from RefSeq and is a predicted model, not a curated record. Gene Ontology annotation, molecular function: protein binding.
AUGCCACCCAAAAAGGAAGAGAGAAAACCGCUGGAACCCAUGUUUCCAGAAAUCCCCCUAUUUUAUGAAUAUAUCGAUUAUUCAAAUGAGUAAAUGGAAUAACUGAAUGAAUAUUUGAAUUACUUCAAACCUGAACUCACUGCCAUGAUGAAAAAUAAUAUUUUUGACAAUAUGGAAAUACUAUGUCAAACAAUAGGAAUAUCUCGACAUCCAUCCUUUAUAUUGCCAACUCAAAUGAUAGACCUAAACGACUUUGACGAGAAUACAAAAUUUAGAAACCCUGAAGAGCUAGAUGGAGAUCAAGUGCCUUAAAUGAUUCAAAUAAAUUCUAUAAAAAUAGAUCUAUUUACAUUAAGAUUACUGGAUUAUUGCGCAGGUGUUAGCGGAUUGACAACAAUCAAAAUGUCAAAUAAUGGUUUAACAGCUAGGUAAUACUAACAGAUGGCAGCAAUUAUAAAUAAUCCUGAAAACAAAGUUAAAAAGUUGUUUAUUGAUUGGCAGCAAGUUAACGAAAACUUCUUAUAAUAAGUGCAACAGAUCGAAUUUUUAACAUUAAGAUCUUGUUAACUAACAAAUUAGCAAAUUCAAACAUUAACUUUGAAUGUCCAAAAUUUAAAAUGCUUAGAUUUAUACGAUAAUAAGUUAUCAAAGGAAGCCUUGAAUUUGAUAGGAAAAAUGUUGGGCUAGAAUAGUUUAAUGGAAUAUCUUGGUUUAGCUAAGAAUGGAAUACAAUCCUUUGAUGACUUAUAAGGAAUUACUUAAAGUAUAGGGAGAUUUCAAAUGAGUCAAGAGGAGUAUGAUGAGUAUAAGACAAAAGAAAAAGAAAGAGAUGCUAUAAUUGAAAGAAAUAAGAAAGUAAAGAAAAAAGGAACUGAAGAACCUGUGCCUUACUUAGAACCAAUUCAGUAAAUAGACAAUAAUUGGUAUGUGAUCAAGAACUCAAGAUUGUGGUUGAUAAAUCUAUCAAUGAAUUAGAUUGACGAUUCAUCUAGAGAUGCCAUAGAGAAAUUCUUGCUGUAAACUGGAGAAAACUUUUAAUUGAUUAGAAGGCAUUGUAGAAAACAAAAAAGAAGUUUGGAAAGAAAUUAGUAUUAUGAUUUUAUUUAUUUUAACUCAAUGAAAUCAACCAAAGCCAGACAAGUUACAAAUUCAUCUCUAAUUGAAACUACACUGAACAAUUAGAGUAUUUCUUCUCGCAAGGUUGUUAAAUUGCCAUACUUAUACACAAAGCAUAAUCAAGUUCUCUCUACAUCAAGGAAACUCCUAUUAGAAGAGAAUUCUGUGACUAUUCAGUUAAAUACUUAGAAAAGAGAGUUGCUAAAACUCAUUUAUGAUAGAUAGUUAGAUGAAGCUAUAGAUACGACAAGAAAAUUAGUUUAGUAAUGUAUAGCCUAUGAUCUGAAUAUAUUUGGUAAAUCGCUUCAUAUACUGGCAGAUAUGUAUAUAUCCAACAGAGAAUUUGCGAAUGGCUUGUAUAUUUACAACGUACUUAGAGUUUUGGCUGACGUUUAAAACAAUUAAACUCUAAAGAUUGAUGCACUAAUUCAAAUGGGAGAUUUGUGUAAACUAUAAUAAUAGUAUCAACUCAGUAAGAUAUUUCUGAAGAAGGCUCUCUAAUAUGUUUGGUAUUAGAAUGACACGGAAAAUGAAGCAACAAUAUAUGAUUAUUUUGGGGUUCUUUAUUAUGUGUAAGGAGAAUUAAGAUUGGCCAAAGAAUAUCAUGACAGGGCCAUGAAUUUUAUUAAAGAAUCUAAUGAUAGUGCUGCACGUAAACAUGGAAUCGAAUAUGUAAAGAGUUACAUUAAAAGAAUUAAUUACUAAUCUUAAGUCAUGAAUAAUAUGGUAUUGUCUAAACUAGGAUUGAUCUAAGGAAAUGAAACAGAAAUUAAAUUAACUACACUUCUAGAUUUCAAUAUUUUGACAGAAUAAAUUUUAUAGGAUUACGAAUUUCAAGUGGAAAUGUCAACACCUAAUAGGCCACAAAGAUGUAUCACUAAGAAUGGAGUACUACAAAAUGAUGUUGAUAUGUUUGAAAAUGUGAAAGAAUUGCAUGAACGAUAAAAGAAAAGAAAAUUCUUUGAAAAAAAAAUACCAGUAAUGCAUUUAACUAGAUCUGUAUUUAAAUAAACUAUUGAAGAGUAACUUGAAUAGCGAAUGAAAACAAAUAAAUAAAAAAAUUCUGUUGAUGAAUUUAAGAAGUAGUUGCAAAAAUUUCAUACUUAUAAAAACUUUCCUGAAAAAUUAGAAAAGGUCAACAUAAAUCAUCUCUCUCCAAAUAGAAAUCUUAUAGGUUUCAAAUAUAGUUUUAAACCUAUGAGACAUUAAUUGCUAGAUUUAUUUGGUGAGAUUGAGUAAUAUAUGUAUUUACAUUCAUCUUGAUUUUUAUACAUUAUCA